Molecule: messenger RNA, 676 nt
Organism: Corticium candelabrum
Lineage: Eukaryota; Metazoa; Porifera; Homoscleromorpha; Homosclerophorida; Plakinidae
Product: protein white-like
Exons: 7
Coding region: 10-537 (175 amino acids)
Biological process (GO): transmembrane transport
Cellular component (GO): plasma membrane
Molecular function (GO): ABC-type transporter activity
Source: RefSeq, a predicted model, not a curated record
CUUGUUCUUAUGAUGUCUUUCAUCUUUUGCAUCAUUUCAUAUCCAAUGAUUGGAUUUCGAAGUGGAGUGAGUCAUUUUUUUGUUUUCUAUGGGACAUUGGUGAUUUCAUCAUUGGCAGCUAUGUCAUAUGGUUAUUGUAUCUCAGCAGUCUCUCCAUCUGUACCAGUUGCUGCAGCUAUAUCUAGUGCUCUUUAUCUACCUUUCAUAGUAUUGGGUGGCUUUUAUCAAAGAUCUAACUCAGUGAAGACACACCUGCUGUGGAUAAAAUUUACGUCUUGGGUAUAUUAUGGGUUUCAAAUACUAAUGACAAAUCAGUGGUCAGGUAUCAAUUUAGACACGUUCAAUGCGACAAGUGGAGAAUGUACUGCAACUACAGGAGCAGUGAAAAUUUGUCAAGGAGACGAGAUUCUAGAAUUCUAUAGUGUUGAUGCUGAUGAUGUUGGCAGAAAUGUCGGUCUACUCUUUGUGAUCAUAGUUGGGUUUCGUCUGUUUGCAAUUCUGAUUUUGAUGAUGAGAGUGAGAAACAAUCAGAAAUAGCUAACUAUAUACAUUUAAUUUCCAAUUGAACAAUUAGAUAAACACAUAUUAAUAGGUUAGUACUAUUGUAUUGUCUGUUUGUCUGUAACUGCAGCCCUAUAUAGCACAUACAAACAGUGUAAUAACAAUUAGCGCUUUU